GUUCGUGACACUCAACGCGGGACAAGGAUUAUCUAUUCUUGGUGUGAGCAUUUAUCAAUGACACUCAAUGAGUAUCAAAAGAUUGAUACCUCUCCCAAAGAGGAGGAAAGCUGAUCAUUGAAAUACGUCCUCCGCCUCAAGGAUUUGAUUCUGGUAUUUCAUGAUUCUCCAUCACCGCGACCCAGAAUGGGUAGCACGUGCUCAGGGAUUCGUCGAAUAAGGAUUCGACCAGGAGAGGUUGAGCAUGUAGCACCACCACCUUACGAGCCAGGAAGGAGGACAAUUGUAAGCUCCGAUCAAUUGCACAAAGACGAUGCGCCAGAACUUUCAGCUCACCCAGCAUUGAGGGACCAGCUCGUGCUAAGCCAUGAAUCAACUACAUCACAGUCCCGAAUUACUCCACCACACCUAUCGGCAUCGACUUUUGUCUCAUCAGAUGUUCCGAUUCCACCACAAGCCCAUAUCGGUUCAAGGCCACCAGCUGCAAAUAACAAUUUAGCACCUGUUCUAGUUGUAGUAUCAUCCAUUCCAGACGACGAAACGAGCAUAACAGCUGCCACAACCCCAUUAUGGCGAUGGAAAAAUUCCCAAUGUCAAGCUUGGAUUGCAGCGGUCCUCAGCGAAUACUCUGGCAAGUCGACCGAAGUAGCAAAAGAACUCGCAGCAGGAUUCAAGGGCUGGGGGCCAAACUUGUACAUGAAGGAAUGGAAGCAAUGGAAUUCAUGGCUGGGACAAGAUGGCCAAGCGAUCUUCGCCCUCUUGAUGGAGGUUCAUGGGCAGGAGGGUGCAGUACCGGUUACAGUUGAGAUAGCGCACUACGCAGUGGAAGAUAGAAAGCGGGCUGAGCGAGAGAAGGAUUCAAAAACCGAGCGUUUGGCAAAGGUUCGGGAAGCGCAGAGCAGGAGAAGUAGAAGGGACUGACACCGGACUGUCAGAUAUGCAUGCCGGCACUCCACCUCGGUUACAGUACGGAC
Messenger RNA from Mollisia scopiformis, 974 nucleotides. RefSeq lists its product as uncharacterized. The record is from RefSeq and is a predicted model, not a curated record. Bases 187 to 921 code for a protein of 244 amino acids. The transcript has a single exon. NCBI's taxonomy places the organism in Eukaryota, Fungi, Ascomycota, Leotiomycetes, Helotiales, Mollisiaceae.